CCCUCUGCUUUUGGCGCGGUCUAGGCAGCUGUAGCGGCCAUCUUGGAAUCCUUUCGGUACCUCUCGCGACGCCGCAUGACUUGGUGACCCAUUGAUUCUUCACUCUUCGUUGUUUUACUCGCUAAACAACUUUGUUUGUCGACGACGGCACCUGUGGUUCUUUUUGUCCACCGAGAACUGAAACUACCGAAGAAUUGGUCGCAAAAAAGCCGCUAUGGCAACCGCAACCCCAAGCCGUGAAUCUGGCCGGCCGGCGGCCUCGACGCCCCUCUCACCCACCCGCAUCUCUCGCCUACAGGAGAAGCAGGACCUGCAGCACUUGAACGACCGGUUGGCCGUCUACAUCGAGCGAGUCCGGUCCCUGGAGCUGGAGAAUGAUCGGCUUAUGGUCAAAGUAUCCGAAAAAGAGGAGGUCACGACCAGAGAGGUGAGUGGUCUGAAGGCUCUGUACGAGGCGGAGUUGGCCGACGCUCGCCGUGUUCUGGAUGAAACUGCAAGAGAGCGAGCCCGACUGCAGAUAGACUUGGGCAAGGCUCAGGCUGACCUGGAAGAAGCAACUCGCAGUGGCAAGAAAAAGGAUUCAGACCUUGCAGCAGCGAUGUCCAGGGCCAGUGGCUUGGAAAGUCAGCUCAACCAGAGUGAAGCUGCGCUCUCUACAGCUUUGAGCCAGAACGCUGCUCUCACUUCUGAGCUGGCUGACAUCAGGAGCCUGCUGACUAAGGCUAAUGACAGCCAUGAUGUUGCCAAGCGACAGCUGGAAGCAGAAACGCUGAUGCGUGUGGACUUGGAAAAUCGUUGUCAAUCACUGAAUGAGGAGCUGGAGUUUAGGAAAAACAUGUUUGAAGAGGAGGUCAGAGAGUCUCGGCGCAGACAAGAGCAGAGAAUCGUGGAGGUGGACUCAGGAGUCCGACAGGACUAUGAGUUCAAACUGGCACAAGCUUUACAGGACCUGAGAAAACAGCACGAUGACCAGGUUGCUCUCUACAAGGAGGAACUGGAGCAGACCUUCCAGGCCAAGCUGGACAAUGCCAAGGUGUCUUCGGAGAUGAACGACAAGGCCAUGUGCACAGCUAGAGAAGAGCUACAGGAGUCCCGAAUGAGAAUCGAGAGACUGGGAUAUCAGCUGAGCGACCUGCAGAAACAAGCGGCUGCCACCGAGGAACGUGUCCGAGAACUUGAAGAGAUUCUGUCGUCCGAGCGAGACAAGCACCGCCGCAUCAUGGAGGCAAAGGAGCAUGAGAUGAAUAACAUGCGGGAGCGAAUGAAUGCUCAAUUGAGCGAGUACCAGGAGCUGCUGGAUGUGAAGCUCACACUGGACAUGGAGAUCAACGCCUACAGGAAACUGCUGGAGGGGGAGGAGCACAGGCUCAAGCUGUCUCCCAGCCCAUCUUCGCGAGUCACCGUUUCCAGGGUGACGGGCUCGUCAUCCUCGCGCACCUCCAAGAGGAAGCGGGUGGAGCUGGAGGCCGGCAACCUCCCCGAGAUGGGUCGUGGAGAGGAGCAGCUGCUGGUGUCUGAAGAGGCCACUUCCAGUGGCGCCAUCACUAUCUCGCCCACUGACAUGGACGGGAAUGCUGUAACCCUGGCCAAUGACACGGAGGAAGACCAGCCCUUGGGCAACUGGAGGCUGAAGAGACAAGUGGAUGAUGGGGAGGAGAUUGUGUACAAAUUCUCUCCAAAGUUUGUUCUCAAGGCUGGACAGACAGUCACUGUGUGGUCUGCAGAUGCCGGUGUGUCUCAUAGUCCGCCAUCUGACCUCCUGUGGAAGAGCCAGGCUUCCUGGGGCACCGGAAGUGACAUCAUCACCAGCUUGGUCAACUCGGAUGGCGAGGAAGUGGCCAGACGAUGUGUCAGCAAGACUCAAGUGGAAAUGGAGAACGGCGAGGAAGAGGAGGAAGUGGCACAAAAGGGCAAAGUGUCGUCCAGAGAGUGCGCCAUCAUGUGAAGCCUUUACAGCCUCCUCUUUUGACCGCAAAAGCCACUCCAAUCUGAUCCAGUCCAUGACAUUGUUAGCCUCAAUAGUAGUACUUCUUGGGCUACUUCUUUCAUACCAUUCAUCUUCCUUGACAAGCUUUGGUUUGUUGGCUACCAACAUUCCACUACCACAGCCAUACAUCAUUAGACUCAAAAUAGACCGUAUAGAGAAUUUAGGACAUUUUCCAUGUUAAAGGGCUUCCACUGCGCUCCCUGAAGAUAAAAAGAAAAAGCUCAUUAAGUGUUCAUUUUUAAAGAACAUUUUGUUCACCUGUUUUUUAUAUGUACUCUUAAUUUUAGUGUGGUUCCUCAGCUCUGCAGUCCAUGCAUUGCCAUACCACUGGUCACAUUACCUGCCGACAGAACUCAUGAACAUGUGAUUUCUUUCUUUCUUGCUUGUUUUUCGUCACAUUUAGACAUUUAACACAUUGAACAGUACUUAUUGAACAGUACAAAUUCAACUGCAUCGCUUUGGCUUAAUUGGAGUGCAAAUGUGCUGCAAAAAUUAAAGCUGAAGACACGUGUCCUCACGUCCAGGACCUUUUUUUUUUUUUGUGUUACUGUGGUGGAUCAGCAGUCACCAGCUUUCAUCUCACUUUGGCUGCUGAGAUGAAGAAACACUACUUAAAAAUAUUUAACUGACCCCCCCCCAUUUUUUAGGAGAAAAGGAAAGUGUUUCCAACAACACACCUUGUGCGGCAUGGUGUUUUUCUCAUGUGUGGUCAUGCUUUACACUAUAGAUAUCUUUUUUUUGUUUUAGUUUUUGAAAAUGUAAUCAGUUUGUUUACAUUUGAUUUUACUGAAUUUUGUAUUAAGGAUCUCUGGGGGAUUAAGUUUGGGUGUUUAUGGCCUCGCUGUAGUUAAAUAUACAUCUGAACAUCUAAAGUCAGACAUGACUAAUCAAACUGCAACAUGUCACUACUGAUAAUUCCGAUUGAGACAUAAAUGUACCAUUUAUAGGAUGCUAUUUUAUUUCCUCCUGGACCUCUCGAAGCCUGAUUGUGUGCGCCAAUAUUUGUACAUUUCUAGACACUUUGACAGAAAGUGACAAUGGGAACAAAAAUGAAUGCAUAUUAGUAUGCACAGGUAUCCUUAUUUUUUACUAGUGCAGAUGCUCCAAAGAAAGCAGAAAGGUGACAUUAGAAUGUGACUGGUCCAGGAGGAAUAUUGAACAUAAGCUCCCAAGUCUUAGUCACUUCCUCAGAGACCUGUUUGUGUUGGGGUUUGAGC
Messenger RNA from Doryrhamphus excisus (bluestripe pipefish), 3204 nucleotides. It is a transcript of the gene lmnb2, whose product is annotated as lamin B2. Gene Ontology annotation, molecular function: structural constituent of cytoskeleton. Gene Ontology annotation, biological process: nuclear pore localization; protein localization to nuclear envelope; nuclear migration. The record is from RefSeq and is a predicted model, not a curated record. NCBI's taxonomy places the organism in Eukaryota, Metazoa, Chordata, Actinopteri, Syngnathiformes, Syngnathidae. Gene Ontology annotation, cellular component: nuclear envelope; nuclear lamina.